UCUUGUGACUAAUAAAUUUAACGAACAGGACAUUUCCGCAGACUCUGUUGUAGCAGCUCGCGCUUUGUUAGCCUCAAAAGAAUUCAAAUUCUCCGAAAUCGGGAUCUCUGUUUCCCAUGGCGGUUCUGUUUGUGACUCUGGUGGCGCUGUUCAUCUCGUGUCAGGCGAAAUAUCUGCACGAACCACUCAAGGUAGAAGAGAUUGAUUACAUCAACACGUACGCAACUUGGAAAGCAGAUCCAGAUUACGCUGGUUACGAUGCUGAGUAUUUCAAGCGUUUAUGCGGCGUCCCGCUAGAUGAUCAGAUCAAACCGAAGCCAUUAAAGCUGGGGAUCUUGGCAGUGAAGACAGAUUAUGAAAUCAUUGAGCAAGAGAUACCAUCCACAUUUGACUCCAGGGAACAAUGGUCUGAUUGUCCAUCAACAAAUGAAAUCCGGGACCAAGGUGCUUGUGGAAGUUGCUGGGCAUUUGGAGCUGUGGAGGCUAUGACAGACAGAAUCUGUAUUAAGUCAAAUGGAAAACUGACACCUCACAUUUCUGCUGAAGAUUUGCUUUCCUGCUGUUCAUCUUGUGGAAUGGGAUGCAAUGGAGGAUUCCCUGAAGCCGCUUGGGAGUACUGGAAAAGUAGAGGUUUAGUCACAGGAGGACAGUAUGACUCCCAUAAAGGAUGUCAGCCAUACUUGGUGAAAGCUUGUGAUCACCAUGUUGUGGGAAAACUGCAACCUUGCAGCAAAACAAUUGUUCCUACACCUAGAUGUGAAAAGAAGUGUGAACCAGGUUAUAAUGUUAGUUAUGAAGAUGACAAGAGGUAUGGAGAGAGUUCUUACACUGUGAGCAGUGAAAUGGAACAGAUUCAAAAGGAAAUCAUGACAAAUGGUCCUGUAGAGGGAGCCUUCACUGUUUAUUCUGAUUUCCCUUCUUACAAGAGUGGUGUUUAUCAACACACAACAGGACAGCCCCUUGGUGGUCAUGCUAUAAAGAUCCUAGGCUGGGGUACAGAGAAUGACACACCUUAUUGGCUUGUGGCCAAUUCCUGGAACACAGACUGGGGAGACAAAGGAUACUUUAAGAUUUUGCGAGGCAAAGAUGAAUGCGGUAUUGAGUCCGGUAUUGUGGCCGGCAUGCCAAAAAUAGCAGAUGAAGCCCCAAAGAAUGUGCUUCUUUAAACUACAACCUAUAACCUGAUGAUUAAAUAAUAGAUUUUGUAGUUGCUAUGCCUUGAAUUAAAACAUAAUUUCACAACAGUGUUUCUUCAAGUCAUUUUUCAAGAGAAUUCACUAUUUACUGAUAAAUAAAAUAUCCUGCAUAAAUUUAGAAUAAUGCUGGUAAGGCAAGCAUAAACUUUCAGGUGGUUGACCAGUAGAGUUGUAACAACUAAAAAAAAAUUAACAAAUAUUACAAUUGUACCUUGCAUCAAAAUAAUUUUGGUCAAGAAUGGAAAAUAAAAAUAAUUGGAAAAUGAA
Pocillopora verrucosa is the source of this 1463-nucleotide messenger RNA. Its product is annotated as cathepsin B. Gene Ontology annotation, cellular component: lysosome. Gene Ontology annotation, molecular function: cysteine-type endopeptidase activity. NCBI's taxonomy places the organism in Eukaryota, Metazoa, Cnidaria, Anthozoa, Scleractinia, Pocilloporidae. The record is from RefSeq and is a predicted model, not a curated record.